AUGGCGGCCAACGCGAACGCACGAGGUUGGCCGAGAAGUCGGGCGGCUAGUAAUGCUGGCAAAUACAUGACGGGGCCGCAGGGAAUACCAGGGGAACGGACCGUACGACUGUAAGAUUUUAAAUAGGUCAUAUACUUGAUUUUUGUGUUUGUUAUUUUUAUAACACACCUAUUAUUGACAGCAACAACAACUUCAAAUUAUGUAGUCGUGUUUCCAUGCCAGCAAGCAGAGCGUACCUUACCUACCGAAAAUAAGAAAGAUUAAUGGAGGGAACAAGGCCUCUCCGUUCUAAAAGCUAAUAAGAUUAACACUGAAGAUGAUCGAUAGUCGGGGUGACCGAGCAGUAUAUUUAUCAUAUACAGUGCAGCUGAUUUGAUUCUUUUUAAAAAUAUGUCAGAUACGUGCACCGUACCGACCUCUGUCAGCGUCAGUUUCACAGCGGGUAAUUAGACUUAAAGUUUGAAAGAUUAUAUAUAGUUUAUGUUCCUUUCGUUAGCUAUAUGUCUGUUACAUCUAUGUAUUAAUUUUUUCAGGUAUCCAUUGACGAAUUACACGUUCGGAACCAAAGAAGCGUUGUAUGAAAAGGACAGGUAAUAAAUAUGAUCUAGUCUGGAGGUUCAAAUUUUCCUUGGUCUAAACAUUUUCUAACCAGUUUGAUUUGAGUUUUCUUUUGUGUUAGAUUAUCAUGAUAAAUGCAAAUAAGUAAAAAAAAGAGUCUUAAAACCAUCUGGUUGAAAAAUUUUAAACCCUAACUGAAAUUAAACUAUAACAUCAGUGCACCCCACAAGGAACUAGCACAUUAUGUAGACCUGCAAACUUUUUCAGAGGUUAAUACAUGAUAUUUUCCCAAACUUGAUUUUAAUUUUAAAUUUUGCAGCUCUGUUCAAGCCAGAUUUACUCGAAUGAGGUAAGAAAAAAUCAGUCUACAUAUUCAGGGUUACAAUACAAUAAUAGCUAGUGUAAUUGUGUACUUUUUCAAUACCAAGUAUUAUAUUUAUGGCUUCAUUUUCUUUUAAUAUCAAGGGAGGAAUAUGAAAAAUUUGGAAUGAGGAAGACUGUUGAAGGUGUACUGAUUGUUCAUGAACAUGGAUUGCCACAUGUGCUUCUUUUACAGUUAGGAACAACAUUCUUCAAAUUGUAAGUCACCUACUACUUUCUUGUUUAAUGGUGGUGGUUUAUAUGGCAAGCACAAAAUGCGGUUACACUUUUUUUAACUGAAAGUACAAUUGAAAUGAUGUAAAAUGUGUUAAAUAGUCUACUUUUGAAUAAAUAAACUGUAAUUGAUAUUUUAUCAGACCUGGAGGGGAACUUGUUGCUGGGGAAGAUGAAAUUGAUGGACUUAAAAGAUCAAUGACUGAGGUAAAAAAGAAUUAUUUUAGACUGAUUACUAUUAAUAAUUGUUUGUGACUGCAAUGUUUUUGGUUAAAAAAUUGCAGUGAAAUGCCAUUUCAUUGCAAAAAUACACAAAAAAUUUUGCACCAUUUGCAAAGAGAAGCAGGUCUUUGAACAGCGUUCAAACUUGCUCUCAUUAGUAACAAAGCCUACCGGAUUCAUGGUAAGGGGCAAGGUGAGUGGCAAGACAUCUUUAAGGAAUUUGCUAAAACACCUGCAGACCCCUUGCAUACUCAUGUUGCUUCAAGGUCUGCUUCUCUGUGCUGUUUUUAUUUUCUAUUUUUUUGGCAAUUUCUUGUACUAUGUUUCAAGCCACAUAAUUUUAUAAUUAAUGUUUGAUGUUACCAUCAAUUUACCAGAAUUUUAAUGCAGUAAAAGAUUUCUUUUACAGUGUAUAUCUUAAUGUUUUCCUGUUCUUCAGAUCUUAGGCCGCCCUGAACAAGGAAUCGAGGUAGACUGGGUUGUGGAAGACACCUUAGGAAACUGGUGGAGACCAAACUUUGAAGCACCUCAGGUAAUUCACCCAAUGUAGGAGAAUCACCGCUCACCUUUCUUCGUAAAUUAAUAAUCUUCAUUUGAUUUGGUACACAUGCGCAAUAAUACUCUUUUUUCCCAAAUUGAGGAGUCUUUUGACAUGUCACUCCCUCUCUAUCUACAUGUAGUUCAGUAUUUCUGGAAAGGAAUAUUUGAUGGUAUUGUACUCAAGUGAUAAUCUUAAAUGUUAAUUUUUUUUUCUCUGCAGUAUCCAUAUAUUCCUGCUCAUAUAACAAAGCCAAAAGAACAAAGAAAACUCUUUCUAGUUCAACUUGGAGAAAAAGGUAGACUUGAAUUGAAUUAGUUUUCACAAAAGUGCAAACUCUCCAUACGAAUCUAAGUGGAAGGUUCACAGCAGUCAUAGGAAAUCUGGAAAAUCAAAUUGUUUUCUUUCUCAUUAAAGGUACUUUAAAUCAAUUCAAAGCCCUUCAAUUUUUUUUUCAGCUAACUUUGCUGUGCCUCGUAACUACAAGUUAGUGGCAGCACCAUUGUUUGAACUGUAUGAUAACUCUCCUGGUUAUGGUCCAGUCAUAGCCAGUCUUCCGCAAGCGCUUAGUAGGUGAGUGGCCUGAAGUGUCAUGUGACUUUUUACCUGUAUUUGGUUUAAGACAACUAUUAACUAUGAAUUGGUGGAAGCAAAAUUAAUAACAGAGGUGAAAAAUCACCAGCAGGAGAAAUACAUUUUAUUGUAAGGAGUUCUGUUAGUCCUCAGCCUCAUCCUUAGCAAGACGGGCUGUAGAACCAGCCCUUAGUGUUUAUAAUUCUGAGAAAUUGUCAACUUGUAACCUCUCCCC
Molecule: messenger RNA, 2720 nt
Organism: Pocillopora meandrina
Lineage: Eukaryota; Metazoa; Cnidaria; Anthozoa; Scleractinia; Pocilloporidae
Source: the annotation of a GenBank genome assembly